AUGAGCUAACUUUAGCUCUGCUGUGUGUGUACGUGAGUGUGGCAGUAUUGGUGUCGGUGGUCUGUGCCGCCAAAGAGUUAUCAGGCAACCAGACAAGCCUCUCGCACACUUUGUAUUCGCCGAGCGACGUGUUCGGACGCUUCAAAUACAAGCUACAAAACAAGAAAAUAAAAAUGAAGAAUGCCUACUAAAAGCGACACCGGGACCUAAGCGAAUGGCACCCGUCCGGACUGAUUGAGCGGUUAUCGAGACGACGGGGACGGUCUGUGAUUGCCCACCGGUUGAUCUACAAGUUGCAUUCUCCAGUGCCAUGGAUUCAGAACAGUAUAAGGUAGACGUACACUACAUGGACGGCGGUAACGGCAGUAGCCACCACUGGGACCUCAUAGCGAAAGCGGGAGACUCUGACUCCAGGGCACGAGACGGGGACGGUGGUGGCUGGAGACUCCUGGAAGUGUCGCUUUCCGGAGGUGCGCCGUGGGGCUUUACGCUCCGUGGUGGCCUGGAGCAUCGCGAACCCCUGCUCAUCACCAAGGUGGAGGCGGCCAGCAAGGCGGCAGCUGUGGGCCUGCAGGCGGGGGAUGAGCUCGUCAACAUUAACGAGAUUCCCCUGAGCGGAUUCAGGCAGGAGGCAAUCUGCUUGGUGAAAGGCUCCCACCGGACGCUCAGUCUCAUGGUGAAAAGGAAUGUGAAAAUGGUGGACAUUGUAGCCCAGAAAAUGCCCUCAGAGAAUGACGUGCAUGUGGCCCGAAGCUUCCUUACCAAGAUUUUGCGAAGUUCCAUGAGAAAGAACCACUUUAUAGGGCGCACUGAACCCAUAAGCAGGCCGCACUCCUGGCACUCCACUAAGUUCAACGAAGGGCAAUCUGAGUCAGCCAAAACACAAUCUUCUCCACCCUCGGCGGUUGCGUGGCACGCCACAUACGAUGCAACUUCGUCGUCAACUGACCUGUCCUCCAGUUGGGAGCAAACCAACCUCUGCAGGGUUUCGGACCAGUUCAGCUCUCUUGGCAGCAUGGACAGCCUAGAACACGUCCCCCACACGUACCCGGCUGGUCAAUUGUCCCUUGCUAAGUCCAACAACAGCAUGGAGCACCUUGGAGGUGGCGGCAGUGGCAAAAGAGACUCUGCCUACAGCUCGUUCUCCACCAGCUCCGGCACGCCGGACUUCACGCUCUCAAAGAGCAACGCCGCCUCCACUGAGAACGUGCUGUAUAAAGUUAGCCAGUGGGAUGCCGGAGGAAGGCCCGUCAAUGGCAGGAGCGGCCAAAGUCUGAUAGAGGGAGUCAAACAGGAUGACAGGCUGACGUACUUUCAGAUGCCGGGAGGCUGCGACGCCCCCCAAGCUGACGACCAAGCCGGCUCCCUCCACUCCACUUCCGGUAGAACGAGUUGCGGACCCGUCUGGUAUGUUCCAGACAAAAAGACGAGCUCCUCCCCCUCACCACCACCGCCGCUCCCGCCAGCACGCAGUGACAGUUUUGCCGCGACCAAGGAAAGAUGCCUCGUUGCAGCUCAUCCCGAAGCACCCAAUUCACGCACUCCGGGGAAACCAUCUGCUGAAGAUCGCAGUGGCCAAAACCUGUCCCCGAAACACGACAGGGCAGGUUUUUACUCUCACGUCCAGUUCAACUCAAACAAGCAGCACUCCCUCUCCACCUGUGAUGUCCGGCAAGGUCAUCCCGCACAUCACAAACAUCACGGCGACAAAAGCACUUUUCCUGCACAACCGUGGCCUGCGACUGCUCCCAAGCCACUGAAUGUCGGGGGCUACUUCUCCAGCAUGCAGGAGCUGCCCACUAAUGGUUCCGCUCAACCCGCCAGCCUGAACACCAGAAGGAAUUUAAGCACAUCUCAAGCAUUUGCUCCCAAAGACCCAAACAUUGAAAGCACUGGGCAAAGCCGACACUACUGUGUCACUAAGUCGCAGCCUACAUUGGGGAAACCAGAGGACAGGCAAAGUUUGGCCAGCCUCAAUUCAACCCAGACUGGAAACGAGCAGAAUUCUCAACAAGGAGUCACCAAAGCAAAAUAUUCUCCACAACAGCAGUACUCCUCAAAUAGUAGAGAAACGAACGGUUACGGCAAACAACACGUGACUUCUGCUGUGGAAACCUCACCCCCGAAAGCCAUUGCCGAUGACCUCAGGAGCCAGAGGGGACAAAGUUCACAAAAUGAAGAGGCGCCGUACCCGAGUUGUCCCCCGAUCAGACUCUCGAACCAACGGCGAUCCCUUCCCCUGCACCACAGAGAAUUCCCCCAAGAUAGAAGACACCACAGCCAGGCCAGUGACAAGAUCUGCCCCCAAGCCACACCCAUCCUCCAUUCGCUGGCCACGGACACCAAGGACGAGAUCCCAAAAGCUUUUGACCCGGAGGAGACGGUCGAGUCCAAGCAGAUGCGACGCAACGAACGCUUUGCCACCACCUUAAAAAACGAAAUCCAGAUGAGAAGGGCCAAUCUGCAGAAGAGUAAGAGUGCUGCGACUCUUCCCGAUGAAAACCAAGACCACCAGGAUGUGUGGAAAUCCAAUCAGAGCUCCACCCCGGCAUUGGCAGACAGCCCCUUCACAAACACAUACAAGGAUAACUUGAAGGAAGCACAAGCUCGAGUCCUUAAAGCUACUUCUUUCAGAAGGAAAGACCUGGAACCCAUAGUGGUGGAACACUCGUCAGCUGACGCCAUACCCAGUUAUCCUUCCUCGGCGAUGGCCAGGAAAGAUCUGACUCCUCUUCCGACACUGUCAGAGGUGGGGACCAAUAAAUCUGCGCCUUUGCGCAUUGGCGGACGGAAGCGCUUCGGAGUAGAAAAGAAGGUAAAGUCCUUCUCUGAACCGGACAAAAUCCAUGAAGUUGGAGUAAAAGAAGAAGAAAGCACAACCUCUUUCCCUGACCAACGGAACGAGAAAUCGACUGUGCCCGGCCACACGUCUCCCAACACAGAGAUUUCCAUUGACCCCACAGUCCGAAUUUUUCCCAGUGAAACGGAGCCCAUGCCGAAAGGGACAAUGAGCGGGGACGACGCCCCGGGCGGUCCAACAUACUCCGUCCUGGACCAGAAACGACUUGGCACCUUCGCCGAGUACGAGGCCAGGUGGAACACCCAAAAGAAACCUCCCGAGACAAGAGCCUCUGGACGAUUCCGGUCAGCCGACAACAUUCUGGAUUCGAGCUCGAAGGAGAGUGUCAAACCUGCCUGUUUUCACGAGAGGUCCCGAUCUUCACCUUCAGCCGAGUUCUAUGGACAGACUAGUCAUGGCCCCGCAAUAAUGCCGGAGCAGGAAUAUUCCCAGAUGGAGGACAAACCUGCUGGGCCACUCAACUCUGCCUCAAGCUUCCAGGAGGACUGCAAAGUAAGAGAGAAGCCUGCCGAGCGCGAGCGAGCUCCUCCCGCAACGGGGCACACAACCUCAACAGCUGCUUCAGCAGCAGAGUCGGCACGCUCUCAGGCGACGGAGCACGCCGAGCCUCCCCCGCCCAGGUGCCCCGACAUCAACCCAGACGAGGCGACGCUUCCCCCAAGUCACACCCAGAACAGCGUGGCUAAAAAAACAGCCGGCAAAGUGCAAGUUGGUGCCGUUGCGCGUCACACGCCAGCGCACACUCCCUCCGACAGGACGCCGGCUGCCAUGGAGGCACGCCGCUCGCCUUCCCCGCACUUUUCCCCGCAGAGACUCAGCGACAAGCCGCCCGUCUCACUUCAGGACCAAGAUUCAAACGGGAUGGAAAACGGGACGGAAAAGCCAUGCAGCGCGGUGAAGAAAGUGCCCGUCAGGAUCGUGCGCUCUCAGGGAAUGCCGGAGACGGAGAACGGGAGGACGUUUCCGCGGCCUGACGAGGCAUCUGCGGCCGGAACGGGCGGUCCUGAUAUUAGCAAGCUCGGCAGAUUGGGAGCCAGUGGGCAGGACUCGGUCUUCUGCACUUUCACUCGGCAGAAAGAACUCGAUGAACCUGGUGUGACUUCGGACCAGCCCGAGAGGGACGCCGCCACCCCGACGAUGUCUGAAGAGCAGAAGAGGGAGGAGCUGGCCCGCGACAUCAUGGACAAGGACAAGUCGCUGGCUGACAUCCUGGACCAGAGCAAGAUGAAAACCACCAUGGACCUGAUGGAGGGCCUGUUCCCUCAGGGCGAGCAGCUGCUGGAAGGAGCUCACCAACGCAAGAAAGCACCCGCCAAACCCCCGAACGCCACCCGGCAGGCUGAGGAAAGGGAGAAGGAAGACAGCAUGGCGGCGGCGGUUGCCUUGGUGACCAGCUCUGCGUAUUACAGCACGUCGGCCCCCAAAGCUGAGCUUCUCAUCAAAAUGAAAGACAUGCAGGAGCAGAACGAGGACUACGACGACUCGGAGGACGAACUGGACAUGGAUCUGGCGAACAAGAAACAAGAGCUGAUGGACAGCUUGAGCAAGAAGCUUCAGGUCCUGCGCGAAGCCCGUCAAAGCCUGCAGGAGGACGUGCUGGACAACAACGCGCUGGGAGACGAGGUGGAGGCUCGCGUCCAGCAGGUGUGCAAGCCCAACGAGCUGGACAAGUUCCGCAUGUUCGUGGGCGACCUGGACAAGGUGGUGAGCCUGCUGCUCUCGCUGUCGGGCCGCCUGGCCAGGGUGGAGAACGCCCUCAACAGCCUGGACGAGGAGGCCACGCCCGAGGAGCGGCGCACGCUGACGGAGAAGCGCAAGCUGCUGAUACGGCAGCACGAGGACGCCAAGGAGCUGAAGGACAACCUGGACCGGCGCGAGAGGGCCGUUUACGACAUCCUGGCCAGCUACCUGCCCGAGGACGGCAUGGCCGACUACGAGCACUUUGUCAAGAUGAAGUCGGCGCUCAUCAUCGAGCAGCGCAAGCUGGAGGACAAAAUCAAGCUGGGCGAAGAGCAGCUCAAGUGCCUGCUGGACAGUUUGCCCAUCGAGCAGCGCUUGGCUUUUUGAAAUGCUUGCUGUAAGGUGCACCUCGCUUCCACCGGGGGCCGCCAGUGUCUGAGGUAUUUCUCUGUCGGCCCCAACACAGCUGCCUGAAGAAAGAUGCUGCUUUUUCUCGGCACCUGUGUUGAAUGCAGUGAAACCCCUUUUUAUCGUGGGGGAAUACGCUACACACUCACCCGUGACACAUGAAAACCUGCGGUAUAAAGAGACCAGAUACAAAAAUGUCUUUUUUUUUCUUUCUUUUUUUGGGGGGGCCACACAAAAUAGAAGAGAUUGAAACACUUGCACAGUGGUGCCUUGAGACACAAGUAAACAAGCUUAUUAUUUUCAAAAAUUGUUUUUGUUUUCACUUGCAAACAUUUGACAUGCAAUCGCGAUAUGACAGCAGUUACCACAGUUCACUUUGUUUCACAGCAAGUAGCAAUUUGGCUGAUCGGGAAUAAUUCGUCCCCAAAAAAAUUUCAAGUUGCUGAAUGCCACUCCUUUGAAGUUUACUGUCAAACUGAACAAAACACCAAGAGAAUUACAUCUUGUGUAUUCUAAACAAACACACAACUUCGCCUUCUGCCAGCUUAAUAUUAACGCACACAAACGGUGCCUCAACACACACACAGACUGACAAUUGAGUAAUACAAUUCUCACAGGCAUAUAUUCUUUAUCCUCCCGACAAAUUAUAGCAGCGAACUGAGUCAGAGUCGGUGUGAACCUUUUUUGUUUGACUGCAUGACAGCAUUACUCUGCCCCUCAGUGGCGAAGUCAAACACAUCAGAAGGUGCCAAAUAAAUUCCUCGUGAUGCACAAACAAAGAAAAAAAAUACUAUGAUAGCGUGCUAAUUUGUCAUUGAAAAACACGUUGAAAGCAUUUUUUUUGAGGGGCGGAUAGGAAUGGAUUCAUGGUACAUGCAUUCAUUUCAUUGGGGAAAGAUGACUUAGUGUUUUGAGUUAUGAACAUGGUCACGGAAUGAAUUCAUCUUGUAUCUCAAGGCACCCCUGUAUUUUCAAAAACCAAAAUGUUUACCCAAAUCCUACUCUCGCAGCAAUAUUCACACGCACAUACUGUAUUCUAUCGGCUCUCUGGGAACGACUACUGUUACUUAAUAAUAAGAAAAGUUUUGGAUCAUCUCUGCCCCUUCUUCUAUUUGGCUACAUCUCUUUCAGUAGAGCUCAGUGCUGCUCGGCAAGUUGUGGCACAAAGAGGUACUACAGUGAUAAUGCACAACUCUUUGUUUGACUGAAUAAAAAAAAAAAAAAAGAAUUUACGGUGAAAAAUCCACGAUAGAGCUGGGACAUGAAAUGAACCGUGAUGCAACGGGGGUUCACUGUAUCCUUAAUUUCAUUUUUUUUUUUUUAGUAAUUUAUUGUAGCCUUUGGAUCGGCACAUCAGGCGGACAACACCAGAGCUGCCACGUGAGCUCGGAAUAACCACUAUUUAUCAUCUUUUCAUACCAGGCAUUUCCUAUUUUUUUUCCUCUCCUGGUCCAACAGCUACUGGCCUUGAAGUGAACCCCCCGGCCCCCACCACCACCUCUGUUGUUGACAUUUUACAGAGCACUUGGCCGCACAGGAGAUGCACUUGACAUUCAGUAACAAGUGCCUGUCGCUAACCACGCUGACGCCAACGUCCAAACCAGGGCCCUGCUAAAUUGAAGAAAUGUUUAUUGUUCUAUAUUAUGAACAUUUGUGAGUUUUUAUAAUAAUUUCUCAGACUUUUUUGGGGGGGAGGUUGUUUUUUUUAGAAUUGCAUGGCGGGCCGAAACAAAAGUUUUAAAGUGUUGUAUGUCUCCCACCCGUCUUUCACGGCCCUCUUGUGCGUAGCUUCCACUCAGGCGCACAGAAAAAUCAUUCCCGAUUUGCUUGAAAAUCCUUAUGGGGAAAAUUAAAUUCAAAUGUCCAAAAAUCUC
This is a messenger RNA of Hippocampus zosterae (dwarf seahorse), 6822 nucleotides long. It is a transcript of the gene shroom2a, whose product is annotated as shroom family member 2a. The record is from RefSeq and is a predicted model, not a curated record. Gene Ontology annotation, cellular component: adherens junction; apical plasma membrane; apical junction complex. The coding region runs from base 311 to 4927 and encodes 1538 amino acids. The transcript is spliced from 13 exons. Lineage: Eukaryota; Metazoa; Chordata; Actinopteri; Syngnathiformes; Syngnathidae. Gene Ontology annotation, molecular function: actin filament binding. Gene Ontology annotation, biological process: actin filament organization.